GUGAAUUAACGCUAGUGUGGCAAGGUAGCAUGUUCUAUCAACACGAGUGAGUGUGGACAAGAAGAAGAAGUAGUUUGUUUACAAAAAUCGGCAAGUUAAAUGGGAAAGCAUAGGACAGUACAGCAGGAUGCGAUUUUCCUGAAGUUUAUGCAAAGUCACAAGGAUAUCGCAAGGGCAUCCUCUCGUGCCAACAGACUGGAAACGAGUUUGGCCUGGGCAGGUCUUUCUCAGGCUCUCAACGCAGUUGGCCCGCCAUGUAAAUCUGAUGAGGACUGGCGCCGGGUCUGGAAGGACUGGAAGUGCACAAUCAAGAAGAAGACGGUCGAUAGGGGCUGGCCACACAAACAUGAACCAAUGUCUUCUACGGAAGAAGCCCUCGCCUCUAUCCUCCAGUUUGAUAGGUUCGCAGAGGAUGAGUCACAAAACAAUUCGUUUGGUCCAGCCUUGAAAGAGGGCUCUAGCUCACAUUUCGACUUGCGGGAAAUGUGGGAGGAAGAUCCCGACGAUCUCUACACCUCGGCAAGAAACAGGAAGAAGAUUAAAAUGGAGUCCAGAUAUAGUACUAGCUCAAGUGAGGCUACGGGCUACAGGGAGCUAAGCUACAGGGCUUCAGGGAGCACCAAGAAGGUUAAGGUCAAAAAGGAUGAAUUGCAAGGAGAGGAACAUGCCGACGAUCCUUUACUAGAAAGACCAACAAGGAAGAGUAAAAUCGUUCCAAAAAUCAGUCAAAAACCCACCAAAGAAGAGACCUCGUCUGACAGUUUUGAGAAUAGUGCAUCCCUUAAGGAAAUUGCCGGAGAGCUACGUGCACUCAAUGAAACUACAAAGGCUGCAACAAAAUCAAUUAUGUCUAUGGCAGCUAAAAUGUGCGAGUUGAUGGAAAGAGGACUGGAGGAGCGACAACAGCACAAUGCGUUGCUUAAGAAAUUGUUGAAUAACAGAAAAUGAAAAAAAUUAGUUUUAUACGUUUUACUUUACUACCUCUGUAAACUAUAGACCACCUUAACAUAAUUAUGUUGCGUCACAACGGAACAUUAAAAAAACGCCCACAUCAACCGUGUA
This is a messenger RNA of Drosophila suzukii, 1062 nucleotides long. RefSeq lists its product as uncharacterized. Lineage: Eukaryota; Metazoa; Arthropoda; Insecta; Diptera; Drosophilidae. The record is from RefSeq and is a predicted model, not a curated record.